UGCGGUGAGUGUGCAGAAAAAAAAAGCCGCUGGUCUUGCAGGCAGCCCGAGCCACUCCUCGUCCGACCGCAGCGCCAGCCAGCAGCAUCUCAAGAAAGAAGAAGCGGGCGGGUGAAAGCUCCGAAGAUGUCCGCCCUGCAGGUGCAGAGCGCAGCGGCCGAAGCUAUGCUCGCGACCGAGCCGGUAUCGGUGACGCCCGGAUCGGCCGCGGGAACUCCGGCCAGCCCCGCGCGGCACUUCGUCGACUCCAAAUUUUACCUGCUGGUGGUCCUGGGUGAGGUGGUGACGGAGGGGAACCUCAAGUGCGCCGUGGCCGACAUCGAGAAGGGUAUCCGCUCGUGGGAUGCCAAUCUGAUGGACUGCAACCUGGACCAGGAACUCAAACUCUUCGUUUCCCGACAUUCGGCACGGUUCUCCGCAGACGUCAAAGGGCAGAGAAUUCUCCAUCAUAAAAGUAACGUCCUGGAGACAGUGGUGCUCAUCAACCCCUCAGAUGACACCGUCAGCAGCGAGGUUCGACUGAUGAUAUCCGACUCUGCCAGACACAAGCUUCUGGUCCUGUCGGGCCAAAGCACUGAAAGCACCGGUGAGCUCCUACUUCAGUCCGGAUCGUUUUCUUUCUCCAAAUUCAUCGACAUAUUUACUGACCAAGAGAUCGGUGAACUGCUGAGCACAAUUCACCCAGAAAACAAAGCCAACUUGACACUCUCCUGCCCCGAUCAAGGCGACUGGAAAAACUCCAAUCUGGACAAACACAACCUGCAAGACUUCAUCAACAUGAAGCUAAACUCGGCCCUCAUCCUCCCAGAAAUGGAGGGCCUCUCCGAGUUCACAGAGUAUCUAUCCGAAUCGGUAGAGAUCCUUACACCUUUUGACAUGCUGGAACCGCCAGCUUCCGGUGGAUUCCUCAAGCUGUCGAAGCCGUGCUGCUACAUCUUCCCCGGUGGCCGCGGAGAUUCUGCUCUCUUUGCCGUGAACGGCUUUAACAUGCUCAUAAACGGCGGAUCCAACAGAAAGUCCUGCUUCUGGAAGCUGGUGAGGCACCUAGACCGCGUGGACUCUAUCCUGCUAACCCACAUCGGCGAUGACAACCUGCCGGGCAUCAACAGCAUGUUGCAAAGAAAGAUGGCAGAGCUGGAGGAGGAGCAGUCGCAAGAUUCCUCGCCAAACAGCGACUGGGUGAAGAACAUGAUCUCACCGGAUAUCGGCGUCGUGUUUGUGAAUCUUCCAGAAAAUUUGGAAAACUUAGAACCUAACUAUAGAGUGCGCAGGAAUCUCGAGGAGGCGGCAGCAACUCAGCAGUUCCUCGCUAAGCUGAAUCUGAGAAUGGAACCGUUGCACCGACCUGUCGGAAACACUAUUGAACCCAUUAUUCUUUUCCAAAAGAUGGGGGUAGGGAAGCUUGAGAUGUAUGUGCUCAAUCCAUCAAAAAGCAGCAAGGAGAUGCAGCAUUUUAUGAAGCAAUGGACAGGAAGCGAAAAGGACACCACAUCUAUCCUGCUACCAAACGGGAAAGAGUCAGAGUUUCCUGUAUCUUACUUGACUUCUAUCACCUCAUUGAUCGUGUGGCAUCCCGCCAACCCUUUGGAGAAGGUCGUGCGUGUCCUCUUUCCAGGAAAUGCUACCCAGCAGCACAUCUUCGAAGGUUUGGAUAAGCUAAAGCACCUGGACUUCUUGAAACAGGCAGUCGUCACUCAAAAAGCCAUGUCUGUCGACGUACCUUCAACUCCACCACUUAAGCAAGCCAAGAUGAAAAACCGAACAGACAGUAAAGAGAGCCUGAGAUCGACCCCAAAGCCGUCGCCAAGCAAAGGUGUCAAGAAGGAAUCUAGAGAGGAGGUGGCGGAAAAAGCCAAGUCAUAUGUCGAUGAACUGUCUCAUGAAAAACCGCAAAAAACUGAGAAAAAGGAAAAGACCCCUCUGAAGAAAGAACGAGCAAAGGUCCCCGAGAAAGAAUCAAAGGUAAAACCGGACCAGAAAGAAACGCCAGAAAAAAAGACGCCUCAAAUUAAAGCAAAAUUGGAAAAGGAGAAGAUUCCCAAGAAAGACAUCAAAAUAUCUUCAGAGAAGAAAAAAGAUGUGAAAAAAGACAUAGUCAAAAAAGAGGACACUCCUAAAAGAGAACUUAAGAAGGAUGAAAAGGUGAAAAAAGAGGACGCAAAGAAAAGGGACAUAAAAAAGGACGCUAGGAGAGAUUCUCCCAUGAAGGAGAAAAGAGACGAAAAAAGGGAUCCGAAGAAAGAUAUUAAAAAGCUGUCAAAAGAAACCAAAAAGGUAUCUGCUUCCAGUGAAGACAAAGCCCUGUCCCCUAAACCAAAAACCAUGAAAAAAGAACUCUUAAAGAAAGAACCAGGCACCCCUUCAAAACUGAAAGCCAAAGGAGGUCCAAAAGUGACAAAAGCGGGUGCUGCCAAAAGUGCAGCUGCUUUCACAGCAAACCCAGAUGCAGAGAGGGCUGUUAUGUCUUCCCCAGAGGACCUCACAAAGGACUUUGAAGAACUCCGAGCAGAGGAUCUGGUAGAAGAUGCAGUUGCUGCCAUAGCCCACUAUAAAGAACCCAUAAAAAGCCCCCCUGAGUCACCCCCUGAGGAAUCAGUCGAUGAGGGUAUCGCCACAACCGAAGCUGAAGUGCAAAGUAGAGCAACUCCAGAUGAACAAGCUCAUAAGGGUGAAAAGUUUGAAGACGAAGGAACCGUGAUGGAGGAAGUGUCCGAUGGAGCCGAUUACGAAGAGAAAGGGGAAACCGAAGAGGUUUAUGAGCCACAGAGACCAGCAAGCGAUCAAGAAGGGCGCUGUGAAGAUCUAAGUGAUCACGAACCUGCAGAUGAUCACAACUUGGGUGAAAGUAUAACAGAGGGAAAGGAAGUGAGUGUUUCCUUGUCCCCCAAAGAGUCCUCCCCCGUUUCUCCCGCUGCAUCCAUCCACGAUGAAAUGAUUCCCGCCGCCAUCGAGAGCUCGACUGCCUCGGACGAAGCGCCCGAGGAGUUUACGGUCACCUCUGGCCUCACGCACUCCUCCGUGGAGAUCUCUAGCGUGCCUACUCCAAUGGAUAAGAUGCUAACUCCGAGGGAUGGUUUGAGUGAUGAAAUGGCCGAUGAUGGCACCGAGUCACCGUCUCCAGAGGUUAGCAGAUUUGCUAUGUCGCAAUCUGAAGAAUAUGAAAAGAACAAACUACCUUUAUCUGAGGGCCAAGACCACAAGCAUACAGUCUCGACAAUAUCUCCAUCUUUGAUAUCAGAAGACGACAAAUUUCCUCAUAAUGGGAACGCAGAAGGAUUUACUACAUUUCAGGAAACAUUUAAAGAGCAGGAAACAAACUUGGCAAGGCCAACUUCAACAUCACCUUUUGUACAUUCUCCUCCAAGUGACCAAAAAUACAACUUUGAUUCUCCAUCAACGUUUGCCACCCCUGUUGAACUUUCUACCACAUUAGCAGGGUGCACCAGAGCAAUGGCAGAUCCUACCCUCAGCCCAGAAGACAAAACACUGGAAGGGCCAAGCUCUCCUCAGUCCUCAGGUCACACACCCUAUUACCAAUCACCAGUUGAAGAAAAAGCUGGAGCUCUGCCACCCAUGUCGGAAAAUGAAGACCAUGGCCCGAUUAUUGUGGAGGUCACAAGUGACAAAGAGGAAUCUUCCAACAGGGAUACACCCGAGCCUGAUGAUAAAGAGGGUUUUUACCCCACUGAUAAUGUUGCCUCCUCUCCUAAAAGCCCAACUUCAACUGAACUGGACUCCCCGAAAAAGAAGGACCUAGAUCACAUUGACCAAUCAGUCUUUUCCUCAACAGCACAUGGGAGACAAGAAUCGGAUGCCCAUUCCAUCCCAGCUUUCAAAGAAGAGAGCAAGAUGUCCAUUUCUGAAGGUAGCACAUCAGACAAGUCCGGCACACCUCUGGAAGAAGUGGUGGCUGAGGAUGUGUUUUCACAUCUAGCCUCGGCAUCCACUGCUUCCCUCGCCACCAGCUCUUUACCCGAGCCGACCACAGACUCUCCUUCCCUUCACGCUGAGGUCGGCUCUCCUCACUCGACAGAAGUAGACGACUCCUUGUCUGUUUCGGUAGGUCAAACCCCUACUACCAUCCACGGGGCAGAAGUGGCAUCUCCAUCCAAGGAAGACUGCCCUCGGCCCAUGUCUAUUUCUCCAGAUAACUCACCAAAGACCAAAAUUGGCACACAGACUCAUGACGCAAAGUCACCUGAGCAUUCAACCGUCUCAAUGGAGUUUGGCCAGGAAUCUCCUGACCACUCCUUAGCCCUUGACUUUAGCAAACAAUCUCCAGAGCAUCUGUCGGCUGGAAGCAACUCCCGUGCCACUGAGAAUGGCCCAACUGAGAUUGAUGACAGUCCAUCGGCUGUUGCGAGAGCGUCCGAGGAGCAAACCUCUACAGUCGAGAAGCCUUUGCUUUUUGAAGACGCCGAUUCCGCUCGCGCUACUUCUGUGACGCCGUCGGACGCAUCCCAGUCCACUCCCUCCGUUACAACCCCAUGCCAAAUGACAGAGUUGCCCCUGAUGGUUGAGCAGACAGACAAAUCCCCAGUCACGCCGAAGGCAGCCUCUGUCACUCAUUCAGCCCCCCAUUCUCCCCAUUUCAGCGAAGCUUCUCCAGCUUCAGAAGGUCCCAUAGAAGUCGAUACCACCCCGAUUUCACUGGCUGCGGAACACAAAUGUGAUGAACUGGACAAAACCUCAAAAACAGCGUCACUCACCCACUCUGCUCCACAUUCACCCCAUUCCAGUGAGGCAUCCCCAGUGUUAGAAGGUCCCGUGGAGAGACGCAUCAGCCUCACUUCACCAUCUGCAGAGCACAAGUCUGACACACAAGAUAAGCCUGACAAAUCUCCCGAAACAAGCUCCCUAUCACCUUCAUCGUUAUGGUUUUCAGAUGAAGGGAAACCUUUGCCAGAAAAGGAGACCAACUCAUUUCUAUGCGAAAGUUCAACACUUGAAGUCAAAUCUCAUGAGAGCCCCAAUGUCUCUUCCCCGUCAUAUCUACCUCUGUCUCCACAUUCUCAGGAUACAGCCUGCUGCUUCAGGCAGCCAGAUUCCUCCAAGAUCAGUACAUCUGACAUGUCGAAGACAGACGUCGACCUCUGUUUAGUCACAUCGUGUGAAUACCGUCAUCCCAAAACGGAGCUCUCGCCAUCUUUCAUCAACCCCAACCCACUGGAAUAUUUCAUCAACGAGGACAGUGCGCUUGAGGAAGAGAAGCCUCUAGAGGUUGUUGGAGGAGGGCCUCCACCUCCAGGGGGUAAGCUUUCUGCCAAGCAAUGUGAGGAGACGCCUCCAACAUCCAUGAGUGAAUCCGCCCCCUCACAGACUGAUUCUGAUGUACCUCCAGGGACCGAGGAGUGCCCCUCUAUCACGGCAGAUGCUAACAUUGAUUCAGAAGAUGACUCGGAGACUCUACCCACUGACAGAACUGUCACCUACAGGCACGUUGAUCCUCUCCCAGUGGGGCGCAGGGACUCACCUCCAUCUGCGGGACCUCAUGAUGUCUGCAUGAUCGAUCCGGAAGCCCUCAAGGCGGAAGAAAAUCGCCACAAUGCUAACACAGAGGCCGCAGAAAAACCCAAGAAGAAAAAGCUGACCAAAAAGGCCUCGUCGCCAGCUCGGAAAACAGGUCUGUCAAAGGUGAAGGAUUCCAAGUCUGCCUCUCCUAAGAAGAGUCUUGGAGAAGGCAAAGAUGCCAAAAAUGCAACCAAUACAUCAGCUUCUCGAAGUACCAGUGGGAAGGCGAUGAAUGGUGCAUCGUUGUCUAACUGUCCUCCUGUGUAUUUGGAUUUGGUUUACAUCCCCAAUCACUGCAACGCUAAGAACGUGGAUGCUGAAUUCUUUCAGCGGGUGCGCUCAUCAUACUACGUGGUCAGCGGCAACGACCAGACGUCUCAGGAGCCCAGUAGGGCUGUCCUUGAUGCUCUGCUGGAAGGGAAAUCCCAUUGGGAAAACAAUAUGCAGGUCACCCUGAUACCGACCCAUGACACGGACGUGAUGAGGGAAUGGUACCAGGAGACCCACGACAGUCAGCAAGAUCUCAACAUCAUGGUCCUGGCCAGCAGCAGCACAGUGGUCAUGCAGGAUGAGUCCUUCCCGGCGUGUAAGAUAGAGAUGUAAGACUGUUGCUCCUUCACUUUGGAGGCCUGACGCCUUACAAUGUAGCCUGAAAAAACCUAAACAGUCACAUCUACUUUCACAAACAACUCACUCUGAGACAACCAUUAUUAUUAUUUUUUACUCUGUCCACUCAUCCUUUAAGUUAAACACAAUCUGUUUUAGUCUUGGAGGAUGGCUGAAGAAAAAAAACACGUUCUCUGCCUUACUGGGAUGUUAAGUAAUGAAUGUAUCUGAAAAACUAAACACUCAUGACUCCGUCAUGGACAAACGUCUUGAAAUGGACACAAAGCUAAGUUCACGAAGGUCAAAUCUGUUGAGGCAAGUUUCAAGCAAAUCAUAUAAUAACAAAAACCUGCUACCUUAAUGCUAACAUGUAAUGUGAAACGCUAAAUUAGCAGUUUACGGUACGUGUGAAACGUUGACUGCUGCUUACAAACAAUCAAAGCUUAACAUAUUCAAUGUGAGCUGUUCCACUGAAAGCAGACAUAAAAAUUGGAUAAUGAGAUUUUCAGCAAGCUUUUGGCGAGCUUUCCAAAACUAAAAAGAUACUUGAAAUUCAAUUAGCGACAUCACAUUUUCCCUUCCGUCAUAUUUGAGGAAAUUCAAGAUCGUAAAAUGUAACAAUCCCUCCUUAUAAACAUUAAUGGAAAAUUGGCAGCGCUGUGAGAGCAAGAAAAGGCCAAGAUGAUACGAUGUGCGAUAUAACGAUUAUCUCACGAUACGGCGAGAAAGCAGGUAUCGAUACUGGGCCAAGAAAUCUUUCUACGAUAUUCUACGAAUGAUUGUUCAUUAGCUGCCAUCCCUCCCACUUCAAAUGAAUUGGACAUUUCUGGACGUCAAUAGCAGCCAAUGAGUGAAUUUUGGGUCAUUACAGGUCAUUUUGUGUUGAUUUUUUUGGGUCACUUUCUGUUGAUUUGGGAGCAUUAACGUGUCAUUUCCAUUUGGUUUUGAGUAACUGAACAGGAAGUGACCCAGAUAUGUCCCCAAAUAAAUAGGCAGUGACUCAAAAUCUAUAGGAAAAGACAUGUAAAUUCCCUAAAGUGAACAUGAAGUGACCUGUAAAUGCCCCCAAAACCGAGAAAACUGGCUGUGAAUGCUAAUGCUAAUGCUAAGGCAGCGCUAAACGUCAAUGGCAGUCAGUGAGCUAACAUAGACACUAAGAUUUUUUUUUUUUUUUUUAAACUGUGACACCUUUUUAAACGAUAUAUAAAUUCUUGGAAGGAAAAUAUCGAUAACCUUUUAGGAUUUAAGGUAUCGUGAUAUUUCGAUAUAUUGUCUCACACACCCAGAGGUGGGUAAUAACACGUUAAUUGUUCUCCGUUACAUUUACUUGAGUAGCUUUAUGAGAAAAAUUUACUUUUAAGAGUAGUUUUAAUAAGCCAUACUUUUUACUUGAGUAGAUUUGAAAAAAAAAAACACUACUCUUACUCUGCUAAUUUGGGCUACACAAGAAUUUUUCCUAUUUAUUCAUAUUAGAUUCAUUAUUUUUUUCCAGCGAUGCCAAGAGUAGCUGUACCAAUUUCACCAAUGAAACAUCGCAACAAUAAUCACAUGACUCCAUUACACCAAUCAGACUCAAGCUUGCCGUUCUGUGAUUACGCCAGCCUGUUAAAUUACGUAGCGUCUUUGAAGCACCGUAAAAUAUGAAGUAUUUUACAUUGAGCGCCUUCCUCAGCACGACUCGAAAGCGCGAAUUUAAACCUCUCUCCCAGUUUUUAUUUGGCGCCAAUUGACCACGGAAAACCAAAUAUAUAAUCCUCUUAAUUUCAUAAUAUUAACAAUUAAGGAACUACUCACUAUUCAAACUAGGAACUAUUUAUUCCACUAGAGGGAAGAAAAAUCCUUCAUUUCAGUUUUUUUUUUUCUCUCGCCAGAAUUCAAUGAUUUUGUAUUUAUUUUUUUGUAUUUCUUUGGCUUAAUACGGUUAUGUAAUGGGUUAUUGGACAAUAUCAUUGUAACAACAGUUCAUUUAGGUAAGUUUGUGCUGAGAGAAAAAAAAAUCCAUUGUUUAAAAAAUAAACAAAACAUAAACAAGCAGUUACCCUAAUUUUCGCACUAUAAGGCGAACCUGACUAUAAGCCGCAGCCCACCAAAUUUGAUCAAAAGAUCAAAUGAAGCACCAUGAAGCUUUGAACCAAUUGGUUGCAAAGCUUUAUUGUUUCAAGAAGCUUCAUUUGGCCAUCACUGCUCCCCUGGGGGAGACAAUCAACCUCUGCUGCCAUCUGCUGUCAACACUGUUGUCAUCCAACAUGCCUCUUAGCAUGCAUUGCAGCGCUACAGAUUUAAAUAACAAUCAAAAAUCAUGUUCUGUGCUAAAUAUUUCUUCAGUUACUGUUCCAGUUGUUUCAUCAAUUGCUAGUUAUGGUAUUUUCUAACACUUUAUUUGACAGUGGUGCCAUAAGACUGUCAUUACACAAUCAUAAUUAUGACAUGUCUCUGUCCUGAGCAUUCAUGAAUGCUGAUAACAGAUGCCAUUAAGCGUUAUCUGGCAAAUGAUCUCACUUUUGAAUGGAUGCAAAAGAUCCAAGUUGGACAAAAAUUGAGUUAGUGACAUUAUUUGCCAAAUGACACCUAAUGACAUAAGCAUUCAGUAAUGUCCAUGAUAGUGUCAUGUCAUAAUUUUGAUGAAGACAGUCUUACGAUACCGCUGUCAAAUAAAGUGUUACCUAAAAAAAAAUCAACAAAUUAGCCGCACUGGACUAUAAGCCACAGAUGAACAAAUGAAGGAAAAAAGUAGCGGCUUAUAGUCCGAAAAUUACGGUACUCGUUGCUUCAGUAUUCUUUUCACUGGAUUUUUUACUUGUACUUCAGUACAUUUUUUGAAUGACUACUUUUACUUGAGUAAUACUAUUUUGAAUUAACGCUACUCUUACUUGAGUAAAAACUUGGGCUACUCUACCCACCUCUGCACACACCUAACCAAAAUCCACAAAAAUGCCAAGACCUGUCUUUAGAAUUACAUUUUUUAGAUGACAUGAAAGUUUCCCAGGUUAGGGUUUAUUCUGUUGUCAGUUUGAAAAAAAAAAUCAAAAAUGUUUAGAUGGAAUUCAAACAUCACCAUUCGAAAUUUUGACUGCUUUCGGCGGAACUGCUCUCUCUAUUUAAUACUACCCAAGCUUAAUUGGGGUUCUGCUCUGCCUCUUCUUCUUGGUGUUAUUGAUGCUACAUUUCCUCCAGUAGAGCUCAGUGCUGCCUGGCAUAUUGUGGCAGCACAUGGUACUGCUAGAAAGGUGUUCAACUCUGAAAUGGCACUUGCUUGUUAUAAGUAGUCCCUGGGUUACGACGUACUCGACUUACACGAUUUCGACUUUACAACGAUGGAGUCUCGUCCACUAUUGUCUCCAGUUAUUUAUUUAUUUUUGUCGCACAAAAAAUACCUAAUUUUACCUCCCAGUGUGUUACUUUUUACUUUACUUUAUUAACAUGACUUGGUUUGUCCUCACUAAACGUAAAAAGUUUGAGCUUGACAGACAGUAAACAAAGCAAUUGUGCUUUUUUAAGCUUUUGACUUCUUCACUUUUGACAAUUUGUAAAGCUGUAACACACAUAUGUACACGUCUGUUCAAAACGACACGCAUUUUAACAAUAAAACAUUUGACGCAAAACAAUUGGUGUUCAACGUCCAUCUAGUCUGAUCAAUAUGUAAAUUCAGAAUAUUAAAUUAGCCUAAUUUGCCUAACGAAUGAAAAGUCCGCUAGCUUAAAUGCCAGGAAUGCUAACGUAUUUGCAAUUCUCAUGGCAAAUAGCUCACACAUAACUCCACAAAUUGCUCGAACAUUAAUUACAAAUACAUGAACAAACAUAUAUUAGCUGAAGCAACUUACAGCUUUAUGUAGGCCAAACCAGAGCGCAGCUAUCGAGGGCUGUAGCUAUUGAUUAUUCAAUUAGUCGAUUAAUCGAUGAACUAGUUAGUUCGAAUAAUCAAGCAAUCAGAUAAGGCAAAUAAAAAUUUUAAACACCUGAGCUGAGCCUCAAACGGUAUAAAAAAAUGAGGAUCUAUGUAAUUACAUCAAAAGAAAAAUUGGCUAACUUAAAUAGCAAAGGUCCGCUAGCUUAAAUGCCAUACAAUGCUAACAUUUUUAUUUUUUUUUGUCCAAACACAUAUUCCCAUAAAAAAUGGCUAAAUACACCGAUUAACUAAAUUAAGAAUGCAUUAAACACAUUAGCUCAAACAAAAGCUUAUGUUGGUCUUAACAGGGAGAAGCAGGAUUCAGCCAUGUGAAAUGAGUUAUGUCAUAUUCACUGUUGCCACUAGAGGGCAGUGUAUCCACCCAAAUCAAUAAAACUAAAUGCAAACACGUUCAAAACAAACCAUUACAACGCCACUUUAAUUUAACGUAAACUCGAAGCAGCAAAAUUUCAUUUGAAUCGUUUUUUUCUAAUCAAAUUACUCGAGUUAAUCAAUUAAUUAUUCCAGCCCUACAGCUAUUCUUUAUCCAUGUGAGACGUCAGAGUGCUCCUUUAUGGAAGCAUUAUUGUACAACAGUCCAGCCAGUCCCAACGCUGCCACCAGAGGGCAAUGUAUCCUUUACCAUUAAACAAAAUGCAAUACUUUUGGACUUUUUUGCAAAGUUAUUUUGAAAUUUUAAAGGGUUAAUUAAGACUUAAGUGGAAAUUCGGGUGAUGUCGCCAGCGUAGUAACGAAACUCGCUCGUAACCCUGGGACUACCUGUAUUACAAAUGUUUGACUGUUCUGGACUAUCCUGACUAGUGCUGGGCGAUAUAGAAAAAGUUAAUUUGAACCGGCAUUAAAUCUGACCUGAAACUACAGGAAAUGACUGAAAAUUAACAGGAAGUCACCUGGGAGUGACGUUUAUUGGGGUCAAUGACUGUGUAUCUAUUUUUGCGCCAUAUGUUUGUGUUAUGUGGUGAUUUAUCAGGGACACAUAGGGACAUCUUGUGGCCGUUCCGCAUAUUGAUUUCAGAAGUUUCAGCACUGUACUUGUUUAUAGUGUAUUUCAAUGAUUUAUUAUUAAAAAAUUGACAGUAGAAGGCUCAUGACGAUACAUGAUUUAUUAUUAUUUUGCCGAUAUAUAUUGUCAUAUCACCCAGCACUAAUUCAAACUCACCUGAUAUGUCUUAAAUCCGAUUUGGAAUGACAUUACAGCAAAAAUUCUUCUAUUCUAAUAAUCUGCCUUUUACAUCCUGUCGACAAAUUUAAUCCGCAGCGGCCAUUUUGUGUAUACUGUAUGCGUCUUGUGCUCUCCAAACUCACAUUUAAGGCCUAGUUGAGCCCUUGCCGUUUGCUCCAAGUGAAAGUAUCCGUCGGCGCUUUUAUGUUUGUGUGCCACCACUGCUGAAUGAUUCCAAAUGCAAAACACCAGAAUAAAAAUGAA
Molecule: messenger RNA, 11450 nt
Organism: Corythoichthys intestinalis (scribbled pipefish)
Lineage: Eukaryota; Metazoa; Chordata; Actinopteri; Syngnathiformes; Syngnathidae
Gene: map1b
Product: microtubule-associated protein 1B
Exons: 6
Coding region: 127-6114 (1995 amino acids)
Biological process (GO): regulation of microtubule depolymerization; dendrite development; microtubule cytoskeleton organization
Cellular component (GO): microtubule associated complex; synapse; dendrite
Molecular function (GO): actin binding; microtubule binding
Source: RefSeq, a predicted model, not a curated record